This is a messenger RNA of Zerene cesonia (dogface butterfly), 3125 nucleotides long. RefSeq names its product dystrobrevin beta. Lineage: Eukaryota; Metazoa; Arthropoda; Insecta; Lepidoptera; Pieridae. The transcript has 21 exons. The record is from RefSeq and is a predicted model, not a curated record. The coding region runs from base 310 to 2388 and encodes 692 amino acids. Gene Ontology annotation, molecular function: zinc ion binding. Gene Ontology annotation, cellular component: synapse; plasma membrane. Gene Ontology annotation, biological process: synaptic signaling.
CUAUGAACAAGAUUGGGUUGAAAGUUGCUAUCAGUAUGAAUCCAUGAAGAAAAAUUACUAAAUUCAAGGAAUAUAGCAAAAAUGUAUUGUAAAUGUGAAAUAAAACCGUGUUGUUUAUUGAAGUAGUACUCCGUUUAAUCCUAUAUCUAUCGUACAAGUUGUUAAUGACGCUAAAUACGUGUGUUAAUAGUACGAAUCGAUAUAACAAGUAAAGAAACCUAAAGAAAUCUAUCUUGGUUCUUUGGGUUAAUUGUUAUCAUUUUGUCAAUAAAGCUAUGAGAUAAUUAACGGGUGUUUUAGGUGUACACAAUGUCGCUAGAAAGAGAUAAUAUUGGUGUGAUGCCUCCAGUUCCUACAACAGGGUCUGUGGACCCGCGCUCUCAACUGUUGCAAGAGAUGAGAGAGCAAAACUUUGAUAUGAUAAGGUUUGCUUCAUACAGAACAGCAUGCAAACUAAGAUAUGUCCAGAAGAAGUGUAAUUUACACGCAAUAGACAUAUGGAAUGUUAUAGAAGCGUUCAGAGAGAAUGCACUCAACACAUUGGAGCCAAAUGCAUGUGUUAACGUGACCAGAUUGGAAACAUUAGUGUCAUCUCUAUACCACAAUCUGAAUAAACGCCUGCCUCCGGCUAAUCAAGUAUCCGUUGAGGCUUGUUCUGCGUUAUUGUUGAAUUGGUUGUUAUCCGCUUAUAGCACUGGGGAAAAUGUGGGAAAGAUCAGAGUGUUCUCAAUCAAAGUAGCAUUGGCGACAAUGUGUGCCGGCAAGCUUAUGGACAAACUGAGAUAUAUUUUCUCACAGCUAUCUGACGGCAAUGGCCAUUUGUUAAUGAAGCGGUUGUCUGAUUACCUGCGGGAAGUACUGGCGUUGCCUGCAGCGGUGUACGAGUCACCGUCCUUCAGUUAUAAUGAUAGUCUUGCGCUGUCUAUUUUUAAUCAGAAUACCAAAAUAACGGUAAACGACUUCCUGGAUACACUAAUGUCAGACCCCGGCCCACCGUGCUUGGUAUGGCUGCCUCUGCUGCAUCGGCUUGCUAGUGUUGAAAAUGUGGUGCACCCGCUGGCGUGCAGCGCGUGCCGGCGCGGCUCGCUGAGCGGGCUGCGCUACCGGUGCACGCGCUGCGCCGGCUACACGCUCUGCCAGGAGUGCUUCUGGCGCGGCCGCGUCACGCCGCCGCACACCAACGAGCACGAGGUCAAGGAGUACGCCACCUAUAAGUCGCCGUCGAAGCAGAUCGGCGCGACGCUGCGCAAGUCGUUCCGCUGCGUGCCGGAGCGCGCGCGCGCCGCGCUGCCGCGCUACCCCGACCAGCCCGAGCGGACGCUCAACUUGAGUCACAUCGUACCACCAUCUCCCGUACCGGCUCACAACGGCUUCCCAGAAUAUGGAGGGGGCUAUGUUAAUACUGGAUCUUUGGACAGCCGAUCUUCGAGAUCCACACAUAGAAGUAUAGCGGAGCACCUGUCGCGCGGCGUGGACGACGAGCACCGGCUCAUAGCGCGCUACGCCGCACGCCUCGCGCACGAGAACCGCACCAUGCCUCGCGCAGGUAGAUCGGCUUCUCUAACGCCUGAAUUGGGUCGAUCAUCCUCAGAAGGUUCGGAAGUAGACGCAGCGCGGCAACAGCGCGAGCUCAUAUCGCAGCUGGAGGCGAAGAAUAGAGAAAUCAUGAGGGAGAUAGCCAGACUCAGACGGCAGCAAGAAGCGGAGUCGGGGGGCGCUGGGGGUGUUGGGGGCGGUGCUCCCCCGCUGGUGUCCGAGCUGCGGGCGCUGCGCCAGCGCAAGGACGAGCUGGAGGGCCACCUGUCCUCGCUGCAGGAGUCCAGGAAGCACCUGAUGCACCAGCUCGAGGGGCUCAUGCGGAUGCUCAAGACGCAGCAAUCCUCCCCCCGCUCGACGCCGAACUCCUCGCCGCGCUCCGCCAAGAGCCCCCCGCUGCCCGGGGCACAGGCCCAACCCUCUGCCCCGGAGAGGGAACCAACGCCACGUGGCACGGUGCGUAGCGCGCCGCAGACGCCAUCUUUGGGAGAGAGGGAACGAAUCGACAUGACGCAUAGUUUGGGUAUGGAGAGUAUGGGCGGUGAUAACAGAGGCUUUCAUCAGAAUCAGCGACCCACCACAAUGGGAAUAGACAACAGAAGUCUGCGAAGCGAUCUACUUUAUGCGGCCGAUUCUGUCACCAACGCGAUGUCUACUCUAGUAAGAGAACUUAAUUCUGAAGGCUCCGAUACAGAAGAUACAAUGAAGGGAGGAUUGGAUUCGAGGAAGCAAAGAGAUUUCGAGGAAGACGACGACAGCGAUGAGCCGAUGCCUCGUCCGCAACUGCCCAGACACUAUUUGCACGACAACAACGUUCAGAAUUUGCCACGUAGUUUGAUAUCGCAAUCAUGAAUUUUUGCUUGCACAUUAUUUGAGGACACGCCGCCCCCGCUCCCCGCGCGUACCGGCCACUACUUCCCACGGACAUAGCUUAUUUCACUUGUAUAGUGUCUUGUUUUAGCGGGUAAUGUAUGUACUUUUUGAAUUUAGAAAAAAAGCUGUCUUUAAUAGAUGAUUAGUUGAUAAUUUAUAAACAAAAAAAAAUAUUAUGUUAUUUAGCAGCACUGAUUUAUUUAUUAGGAUGUAUAAUUAUAAGGUAAUUAUUUUUUUGUCAUAUCUUUCAAUGCAAUGUGUUAUGCUGUAUUUUACAUGUUAUUUGACUCUUUGAGAUUUUUUCAAUUAUAUGGAAUCAUCAAUUUUAUCUAUAACAAUUCAACAAACAUACUUUACCCGCUUUUAAAUAACUAAGAUAUCUUUUUUAUUUCUAGUUAUAAUAACUUUAUAUACUGAUAGAUCUGAAUAAUUAUUUUCUAUUGAUAAUAUUUUCAGACUAAAAUACAUAAUUGUACAAUAAGAUGUCAUAAUAGAAAAACAGGAUGGCAACACUUAACACGCAAUGAUACCAUUUAACGGAUUUUUACGUGGUUUUAUCACGUUUUAAUCCGUUUAAAAGUAUAUUUCUGUUAAAUACAAGUAAAUACGGAAAAAUCAUUAUAAAUAAUAUAAUAAACAAUCGUUCAUAUUGAAACUUCUCAAUGCGUUAUAAAAAUUGUAUUUAUUUGUAACAUCUAUGCGUUUUUUGUAUGUUU